This is a messenger RNA of Echinops telfairi (small Madagascar hedgehog), 4446 nucleotides long. RefSeq names its product zinc finger protein 609 (gene ZNF609). Gene Ontology annotation, biological process: regulation of transcription by RNA polymerase II. Gene Ontology annotation, cellular component: nucleus. The record is from RefSeq and is a predicted model, not a curated record. Lineage: Eukaryota; Metazoa; Chordata; Mammalia; Afrosoricida; Tenrecidae.
UGCUGUCCACUGGGCAUGUACUGACCAUUGUGGCAGGUCUGAGAACGUAGCUGAAGCUGAAUCUAGGAAAAGCUGGGGGCAAGGAAGAGCCUGGAAUCUUGAGGUGGGCCAUUGACUCUAAGAUGUCCUUGAGCAGUGGAGCCUCCGGAGGGAAAGGAGUGGAUGCAAACCCGGUUGAGACAUACGACAGUGGGGAUGAAUGGGACAUUGGAGUAGGGAAUCUCAUCAUUGAUCUGGACGCCGAUCUGGAAAAGGACCAACAGAAACUGGAAAUGUCAGCCUCAAAGGAGGUGGGGAUACCGGCUCCCAAUGCUGUGGCCACACUUCCCGACAACAUCAAGUUUGUGACUCCAGUGCCAGGUCCUCAAGGGAAGGAAGGCAAAUCCAAAUCCAAAAGGAGUAAGAGUGGCAAAGAUGCUAGCAAACCCAGCUCAGGAACUUCCCUGUUCACGCCAAGUGAAGGGGCAGCUAGCAAGAAAGAGGUACAGGGACGCUCAGGAGAUGGUGCCAAUGCAGGGAGCCUGGUUGCUGCCAUUGUUCCCAAGGGCUCAGAGAAGACAGUUAAGACAUCACGCAGUGUAGCCAGCUCCAAAAAGGAGAAGGAGAACAGCUCAUCCAAGAGCAAGAAGGAAAGAAGUGAAGCGGUGGGGACUUGUUCAGAAAAGGAUCCUGGGGUCCUUCAGCCAGUUCCUUUGGGAGGACGAUGUGCUCAGUAUGAUGGAAAUGCAGGGGUAGAUCCAGGAGCUGUGGAGCCACUUGGGAGUAUAGCUAUUGAACCUGGGGCAGCGCUCAACCCAUUGGGAGCUAAACCGGAGCCAGAGGAAGGGGAGAAUGAAUGCCGACCACUAAAGAAAGUCAAGUGUGAAAAGAUGGAGUCCCCUGUCUCCACACCAGCAGUGCUGCCUCUGCACCUCUUGGUGCCAGUAGUCAGUAAUGACAUCUCAUCCCCCUGUGAGCAGAUCAUGGUUCGUACCCGAUCCGUUGGGGUCAACACAUGUGAUGUGGCUCUAGCUACAGAACCCGAAUGCCUGGGCCCCUGUGAGCCUGGAACCAGCGUCAACCUCGAAGGCAUUGUGUGGCAGGAAACAGAAGAUGGGAUGUUGGUGGUGAAUGUAACAUGGAGGAACAAGACAUAUGUAGGUACGCUGCUUGACUGUACCCGGCAUGACUGGGCACCCCCAAGGUUCUGUGACUCCCCCACCAGUGACUUGGAAAUGCGUAAUGGUCGAGGUAGAGGCAAGCGAAUGCGUCCCAACAGUAGCACACCUGUCAAUGACACAGCUACAGCCUCUGACAGUAAAGGGGCCAGCAGCAGCAGCAAAACCCGGGCAGGAGCUAAUAGUAAAGGCUGUCGGGGCAGCCAGAAUUCUUCAGAGCAUCGCCCACCUGCCAGCAGCACCUCAGAGGAUGUCAAGGCUAGCCCGUCCUCAGCUAACAAGUGGAAAAACAAACCCCUUUCAGAUAUGUAGCUGAAUUCUAGCUCAGAGGACUCCAAAGGGAGCAAGCGUGUUCGUACAAAUUCCAUGGGCUCAGCCACAGGUUCCCUCCCUGGGACCAAGGUAGAACCCACUGUCCUGGACAGAAAUUGUGCGUCCCCCGUUCUGAUUGAUUGCCCUCACCCAAACUGCAACAAGAAGUACAAGCACAUCAAUGGACUGAAGUACCACCAGGCUCAUGCCCAUACAGAUGAUGACAGCAAGCCAGAAGCAGACGGGGACAGCGAGUAUGGAGAGGAGCCCUCCCUCCAUACUGAACUUGGGAGUUGCAAUGGUGUAUCUGUUUCACAAAAAGGUUCCUUGUCCCCUGCCCGCUCAGCUACUCCCAAAGUCAGGCUCAUAGAGCCCCAUAGCCCUUCUCCUUCAAGCAAAUUCAGCACAAAAGGUCUCUGUAAGAAAAAGUUGAGUGGGGAAGGGGACCCAGACCUCGGGGCUCUGUCCAAUGAUGGCUCCGAUGAUGGACGCUCAGCAGUGGAUGAAACAAGCAGUGACGCCUUUGACUCUUUGGAAAGGAAGUGUAUGGAAAAAGAAAAAUGUAAAAAUACCUCUAAUUUGAAAGCUGAAAAGAUUCCUUCCAAGAGCUUAAAGUCAGCCCGGCCCAUUGCCCCUGCCAUCCCCCCACAGCAAAUCUAUACUUUCCAGACAGCCACCUUCACAGCAGCAAGCCCAAGCUCCUCCUCAGGCCUGACCACCACGGUGGUCCAAGCCAUGCCCAACAGCCCCCAACUCAAACCUAUUCAGCCCAAGCCCACCGUGAUGGGAGAGCCCUUUACAGUCAACCCUGCCUUGACGCCAACCAAGGAUAAGAAAAAGAAAGACAAAAAAAAGAAGGAAUCUUCAAAGGAACUUGAAAGUCCUCUGACCCCUGGGAAGGUUUGUCGAUCAGAAGAAGGCAAGAGCCCCUUCAGAGAAUCAUCAGGAGAUGGGCUGAAAAUGGAGGGGCUGCUAAAUGGCUCCUCAGACCCCCACCAGAGCCGAUUGGCCAGUAUCAAGGCUGAAGCGGACAAGAUCUACAGCUUCACAGAUAAUGCUCCCAGCCCUUCCAUUGGAGGCGGUAGCCGCCUUGAUAGCACCCCCCCUACCCAGCCCAUGACCCCCUUACAUGUAGUAACCCAGAAUGGAGCUGAAGCCAGCUCAGUCAAAACCAACAGCCCUGCAUACUCCGACAUCUCUGAUGCUGGGGAGGAUGGGGAGGGUAAGGUGGACAGUGUCAAGUCGAAGGACCCUGAACAGUUGGUGAAGGAAGGGGCGAAGAAAAGUCUUUUCCCCCCUCAGCCUCAGAACAAAGACUCACCGUAUUACCAAGGCCUUGAGAGUUACUACUCGCCGAGCUAUGCCCAGUCCAGCCCAGGAGCUCUGAACCCCGGCAGCCAAGCAGGAGUGGAGAGCCCGGCCCUAAAGACUAAGAAGGAGGAGGAACCCGAGAGCGCAGAGGGGAAAGGGAAGAACGACGUCUGCGAGGAGAAGCGAGCAGAGCUGAGCACGCCCAGUCAGCAGCCCUCCGUCAUCCAGCAGCGCCCCAACAUGUACAUGCAGUCUCUCUAUUACAACCAGUAUGCCUAUGUGCCCCCCUAUGGCUACAGCGACCAGAGUUACCACACUCACCUCCUGAGCACAAACACGGCGUACCGGCAGCAGUAUGAGGAGCAGCAGAAACGGCAGAGCUUGGAGCAGCAGCGGGGCCUGGACAAGAAGGCAGAGAUGAAUCUGAAGGAGCGGGAGGCAGCACUCAAGGAAGAGUGGAAGCAAAAGCCACCAGUCCCACCAACUCUCACCAAGGCCCCCAGCCUGACGGACCUGGUCAAGUCGGGACCCAGCAAGGCCAGGGAGCCAGGGGCUGACCCUGCUAAAUCGGUGAUCAUCCCCAAGUUAGACGACUCCUCAAAAUUCCCCAGCCAGGCCCCAGAGGGACUUAAAGCAAAACUGAGUGAAACCAGCCACCAAGGCAAGGAGGGCUCUGAGGCCAAGGCAGGUGCUGAGUGUGGCCGGCAGGCCGAAGUGGAUCCGAUACUCUGGUACCGACAGGAGGCAGAGCCCCGGAUGUGGACUUACGUGUAUCCUGCCAAGUACUCGGACAUCAAGUCAGAGGAUGAGCGAUGGAGAGAGGAGCGGGAUCGCAAGCUGAAGGAGGAGAGGAGUCGGAGUAAGGACUCCGUGCCCAAGGAGGAUGGGAAGGAAAGCACAAGUAGUGACUGCAAGCUGCCCCCGUCGUCGGAAGAAGCCCGGGGCAAGGAGCCCAGACCAAGUGUCCAUGUGCCUGUGUCCUCGCCCCUCACCCAGCACCAGUCCUACAUCCCCUACAUGCACGGCUACUCUUAUAGCCAGUCUUAUGACCCCAACCACCCCAGCUACCGGGGCAUGCCUGCUGUGAUGAUGCAGAAUUACCCAGGUUCCUAUCUGCCUUCCAGCUACUCCUUUUCCCCCUAUGGCAGCAAGGUCUCCGGGGCUGAGGACGCUGACAAGGCCCGGGCCAGCCCCAGUGUCAGCUGUAAGUCCAGCUCAGAGUCCAAAGCCCUGGACAUCCUGCAGCAGCAUGCCAGUCACUACAAGAGCAAGUCCCCCACGAUCAGUGACAAAACUGCUCAGGAGAGAGACCGGGGCAGCUGUGGGGUGGUUGGGGGUGGUGGCAGCUGUAGCAAUGGGGGAGCAGGCGGGUCUGAGAGGAGUGUCGACCGGCCCCGCACCUCCCCUUCGCAGCGCCUGAUGUCCACUCACCACCACCACCACCAUCUGGGCUACUCAUUGCUCCCCGCACAGUACAACUUACCCUACGGGGCAGGGCUUUCCUCCACGGCUAUUGUCGCCAGCCAGCAGGGCUCAGCACCCUCACUGUACCCACCCCCUCGGAGGUGAGAAUGACCACCAAGUGCCCAGAUAAAGUCAGCUUCGCGGGCCCGGACUGGCUCACCCAUGUCGCUGCUGGAGGUGCUGUGUAGACAUCAGUUAAAUG